AAUCAAUAGCUCCAAUCACCUUCUCUCUCCUCUCAUUUUUUUUCAAACCAAUAAAGCAAGCACUCAACUCCACACUCCCUCACUCACUCCCUCACUCUUUUUUCUCAUAACCUAGAAAAAAAUGGCUUUUUCAAAAUCACUUCUAUCCUUCACCUUCACCUUAUCACUUUUCAUAACAACUAGUAUCUCUCUUUUUCCAUCUCCAACUUCCUCUCGCAUCACUCCUUCACACACUUCUCUUCUUGAUGUCUCUUCCUCAAUCCACCAAACCAAACAAGUCCUUAACUUCAACCCUAAUCAAAAUCUUCUAGAAUCUUCUUAUGAAAAAACCACCCAACACAAACCCAUUUCAAAUUCUUCACAUUCCUUCUCCAUUCUCAUCCACCCAAGAGAAACCCUCUUGAAUGAACAUCACAAAGACUAUAAAAAACUAGUCUUGGCACGACUCGCUCGUGACUCAGCCCGAGUCAACUCACUCUCAACAAAACUCAAACUUUCCCUCAACAACAUCAAAAAAUCGGAUCUUCGCCCGACCCAAGUAGAGCUCCAACAAGAAGAUCUCUCCACUCCAGUCUCCUCCGGCACCGGUCAAGGCUCCGGCGAGUAUUUCACCCGACUCGAAGUGGGUCAACCCGCUAAACCCUACUACAUGGUUCUCGACACAGGAAGCGACGUAAACUGGAUCCAAUGCAAACCCUGCUCCGAAUGCUACCAACAAACCGACCCGAUUUACGACCCGACAUCAUCCUCAACCUACGAAUCAUUAACCUGCGAAGCACAACAGUGUCAAAAGCUAGAAGUUUCCGCUUGUCGUAACGGUAAAUGUCUCUACCAAGUUAACUACGGUGACGGUUCUUUCACCGUCGGCGAAUACAUGACCGAAACGGUGUCGUUUGGUUCAUCCGGGUCGAUUAACCGGGUCGCAAUCGGAUGCGGGCAUGAUAACGAAGGUUUAUUCGUCGGUGCAGCUGGUUUACUCGGACUCGGUGGUGGUGCCCUCUCGUUAACUUCACAGAUCAAAGCGUCGUCGUUUUCGUAUUGUUUAGUAGAUCGUAACUCAGAUAAAUCGUCCACACUCGAGUUCAACUCACUAAAACCUGCUGACUCAGUAACAGCACCGUUGCUAAGAAACCAGAAACUCGACACUUUCUACUACGUUCAGCUCACCGGAAUGAGUGUCGGAGGUCAGAUGGUAUCCGUCCCGCCGGAGAUUUUCUCAGUGGACCAAACCGGUAGCGGAGGAAUUAUUGUCGACUCAGGAACCGCCAUAACUCGGUUGCAGACUCAAGCCUAUAACUCAGUUCGCGACGAGUUUAGAAAACUGACUCAGAAUCUCCGUUUAACCGACGGUAUAGCUCUUUUCGAUACUUGUUAUGAUUUAUCGAAUUUGCAAAGCGUGCGUGUUCCAACGGUGUCGUUUCAUUUCGGCGGUGACAAAGUUUGGGAUUUACCGGCGAAGAAUUACCUGAUUCCGGUGGACUCGUCGGGAACUUUCUGUUUUGCGUUUGCUCCGACGACGUCGGCGUUGUCAAUUAUUGGGAAUGUUCAACAACAAGGGACACGUGUCAGCUUUGAUUUAGCAAAUAAUUUAAUGGGAUUUUCACCUAAUAAGUGUUAAUUUGGUUAGUUAAUCCCAAAAUCUUUGAUUAUAAUAAUCAUAUUAUCAUUAUAGUUAAUUGUAAUGUUGCUUUUGUUAAACUCAACAAAAUACAAUUGUGCAAUUAA
Vicia villosa (hairy vetch) is the source of this 1725-nucleotide messenger RNA. Its product is annotated as protein ASPARTIC PROTEASE IN GUARD CELL 1-like. Bases 122 to 1618 code for a protein of 498 amino acids. Gene Ontology annotation, biological process: proteolysis. The record is from RefSeq and is a predicted model, not a curated record. Gene Ontology annotation, molecular function: aspartic-type endopeptidase activity. Lineage: Eukaryota; Viridiplantae; Streptophyta; Magnoliopsida; Fabales; Fabaceae. The transcript has a single exon.